Phragmites australis (common reed) is the source of this 1799-nucleotide messenger RNA. Its product is annotated as transcription factor bHLH18-like. The transcript is spliced from 4 exons. Bases 201 to 1283 code for a protein of 360 amino acids. The record is from RefSeq and is a predicted model, not a curated record. Gene Ontology annotation, molecular function: protein dimerization activity. NCBI's taxonomy places the organism in Eukaryota, Viridiplantae, Streptophyta, Magnoliopsida, Poales, Poaceae.
GCCACUGAGAUGACUCGAGUGAGCAGAAAGUAUAGAGAGUGGGCUCUGCAUGUGGUGGCGCUAGCUAUAAAAGGGGAGCUCUCUCCCAUGGUUUUUUCGACAUUAUAUUGUUUACUGGAGGCGGCUAGCUAGUACUGUCAAGCUAGUAUUUUGCAAAUCUUGCAAGGAUCUGAGUAGCUGCCGAGCAGGCAUCAGUCAACAUGGAGGACUCGAGCCUGUUCAUGCAAUGGGCGGUGAGCACGCAGCAGCACGAGCAACCGGCGGCCGCCGUCGACGGCGACUGCGGCGAGGCGACCUUCCCCUCUCUCCAAGCGUUCCGCGAGGCCUCGCACGCAGCCAAAAUGGUGCAGGAGCUGAUCGCGGAAGCCCAUGCGGCAAACAGCUGGAGCUCCGGCGACGGCGACAUCGCCGACGGCAGCAGCGUCGGCAAUAACUCGGCCCCCGCGGCAGUGGACCAUGAUAUCUGGCCCAUGUCGCCGAACUCGGCCAGGCGCGGCCCGAUCAGAAGCAGCAGCGGCACCAUCCUGCCCGUGAGCUGGAACUUCAGCGCCGCCUCGGCGCAGCCAGGCAGCGACGGCGUGAUGGAGACCACCGGCGCCGCUACACGGGGCCUGCCGGAUCUGGUGCACGGGUCACCGCGGACGAGGAGAUCCGGCCUAAAGAGCGCAGCGGGAUCCAUGUCGGCGCCGUACGCUCAGGACCACAUUAUCGCGGAGCGGAAGCGGCGGGAGAGGAUCAACCAGCGCUUCAUCGAGCUCUCCACAGUCAUCCCCGGCCUCAAGAAGAUGGACAAGGCGACCAUCCUUUCUGACGCGACGAGGUACGUGAAGGAGCUUCAAGAAAAGCUCAAAGGCAUGGAGGCCGGCGGCAGCAACAGUAGGAGCAUCGAAACCGUGCUGCUCGUCAAGAGGCCAUGCCUCCAUGGCGCGGCCGAACCGGACGACGAUGGCUCCCUCUUGUCGGUGUCGUCAGGCACGCCGGCAGCGAGGAAACAACUGCCGGAGAUCGAGGUCCGGUUCUCGGAGAAGAGCGUGAUGGUGAGGGUCCACUGUGAGGACGCCAAGGGUAUGGUCGUGAAGGUGCUCACCGAAGUUGAGAAGCUUCACCUUAGCAUCAUCCACGCCAAUGUCAUGCCGUUCCCGGCUUGCACUCUGAUCAUAACCAUCACGGCAAAGGUGGAGGAGAGCUUCACAGUAACUGCGGAGGAGAUCGUUGGCAGACUUAACUCUGCAGUACUGCACCAGCAUAGCAGCUGCAACAGGACUGAAGAAACAGGAAACUAAUUAAAGGCAGCGCAUAUACAUACAUAUACAACGGUAUAUAUAUGACGCAUGAUUGUUUCCUUUUUUUAAGAAUUUACUGCUUGAGUUUUUCCCCCUCGGCGCGACGUCGCUUCAUGUAGCGUGCAUGCGAUUUACCAAUAUAUAGCAUGCACAGUGAAGUGAAGCGAAGUGGCCAUGCAUGCAACUCUAGUGGAUCCUUGGCUGCUUGCGACGAGAAUUUCUUCACCACAUGUUUGCAAUUUGGUGCGAAACAUCAACACCAAUGCACACGGAUCGAAUGCUAUUGGUGUCACAGCAAAGCGCUCGAGAAAUAUCAAGUCAGCUGGUCGGCUUCCUAUGAAACAAAACGUGCAACGCAAGGACCAAGUGGGUCUGCAAGUUAAGUUGAUUUGCACCAAGCCUAGCUUCCAUGCUUGUAAAAUAUAUAUAGUCAUGUACUAUAUAUUAUCACUAUUAUGAUGCUAGCUAUCUCGAUCGAUCUAUAUUCUUUCAUUUACAGCUACUGCUGUAGUUUGU